Pipistrellus nathusii (Nathusius's pipistrelle) is the source of this 645-nucleotide messenger RNA. NCBI's taxonomy places the organism in Eukaryota, Metazoa, Chordata, Mammalia, Chiroptera, Vespertilionidae. The record is from the annotation of a GenBank genome assembly.
AUGGACGACGUGGAGUCGGACUUCAACCUCAAGGUCGUCCUGGUCAGCUUCAAGCAGUGUCUCAACGAGAAGGAGGAGGUGCUGCUGGAGCACUACCUCGCCGGCUGGAGGGGGCUGGUCAGGUUCCUGAACAGCCUGGGCGCCAUCUUCUCCUUCAUCUCCAAGGACGUAGUGGCGAAGCUGCAGGUGAUGGAGCGUCUGUGCGGAGGGCCCCAGCGGGACCACUACUGCAGCCUGCAGUCCAUGGUGGCCUACGAGGUGGGCAACCAGCUGGUGGACCUGGAGCGCCGCUCCCGCCACCCGGACUCGGGCUGCCGGACGGUGCUGCGGCUGCACCGGGCGCUGCGCUGGCUGCAGCUCUUCCUGGAGGGCCUGCGCACCAGCCCGGAGAACGCGCGCACGGCCACGCUCUGCACCGACUCCUACAACGCCUCGCUGGCCGCCUACCACCCCUGGAUCGUCCGCCGGGCCGUCACCGUGGCCUUCUGCACGCUGCCCUCGCGCAAGGUCUUCCUGGAGGCCAUGCACGUGGGGUCCGCGGAGCAGGCCGUGGCCAUGCUGGGCGAGGCCCUGCCCUUCAUUGAGCAUGUGUACGACGUCUCCCAGAAGCUCUACGCCGAGCACGCCCUGCUGGACCUGCCCUAG